This is a messenger RNA of Synchytrium microbalum, 870 nucleotides long. RefSeq lists its product as uncharacterized. The coding region runs from base 1 to 870 and encodes 289 amino acids. NCBI's taxonomy places the organism in Eukaryota, Fungi, Chytridiomycota, Chytridiomycetes, Synchytriales, Synchytriaceae. Gene Ontology annotation, molecular function: soluble NSF attachment protein activity; syntaxin binding. Gene Ontology annotation, cellular component: vacuolar membrane; SNARE complex. The transcript is spliced from 6 exons. The record is from RefSeq and is a predicted model, not a curated record. Gene Ontology annotation, biological process: SNARE complex disassembly; intracellular protein transport.
AUGGGCGACAAGGAUGCAUACGCACUGCUCGAGCAGGCCAGCAAGAAGAGCAAAGGCGGCAGUGGCCUGUUUGGCAUGUUUUCAGGAGCAAAUCUCGAAGAAGCUGCUGAUCUCUACGCUCGCGCUGGAAAUGGAUUCAAACUCAACAAGAAAUGGAAGGAGGCAGGAGACGCUUACAUGCAACAAGCGGCAACAUUAAUCAAGAUGGGCGAGUCGGACGAGGCAUCUGGCGCUUUCAUGAAUGCCGCAAAGGCUUACAAGAAGGAGUUCCCAUCUGAGGCCGUGUCUGCCUUCCAACAAUCAACUGCUGCUCUGGUCUCAAAAGGCCGCUUCCACGCUGCCGCUGCAAACGAGAAAUCGAUCGGUGAAAUAUACGAAAACGAACUAGUAGACCAACAAAAGGCAAUGGAAUGCUAUGAACGUGCUGCUGAUUACUAUCUGGGUGAAGAUCAACCACAAGCUGCAAACCAAUGUCUUCUCAAAGUCGCCACAUUCGCUGCUGAAUUGGAAGACUACAACAAGGCAACUGAAAAGUAUGAACAGGUUGCUCAACAAUCCGCUUCAAAUGCCAUGACGAGGUUUUCAUUACGAGGCUAUUUCUUGAAUGCGGGAAUAUGUCAUUUGGCUUCAGGGGACUAUGUCAAAACACGAAUGUCACUAGAAAAGUAUGUCAAUAUGGAUGUGAGCUUUACUGACACUCGUGAAUACCAAUUCCUGAAGCAACUGGUAGAUGCAGUAGACAGCCAAGACUCUGAAAGCUUCACUGCAGCUUGCGAAGAAUACGACAAACUGACAAGGUUGGAUGCAAUCAAAACCAAAAUGUUGCUCAAAGUCAAGAAAUCACUUGGUGAACCUGAUAGUAUAACAUAA